Molecule: messenger RNA, 1359 nt
Organism: Lodderomyces jiufengensis
Lineage: Eukaryota; Fungi; Ascomycota; Pichiomycetes; Serinales; Debaryomycetaceae
Exons: 1
Coding region: 1-1359 (452 amino acids)
Source: RefSeq, a predicted model, not a curated record
AUGUUGAUUUCAACUUCGAAAAGAGCUAUUUUAAAUAGUUCAAGAUGUAUAAUAAGAUUCAAUUCAUCCAAACCAAAUGAUAAUACAACAAAAUCGAUUCCAGAAUUUAAUUUAAGUGAUAUUUUCAAAAGAAUUGAUCAAGUUACAGUCAAAGCUAACGAAAUUAAAAAACAAAAUCAACUUGCUAGGGAAAAUAAGAGACAUCAAAAAAGUCAAAGUUUUAAACUAAGAUCCGAACAGAAUAAAGAUAACUCUACUAUUAACAAUGAUGGAAAACAAGUAAGAUCAACUCGGUUUCAAAACAGACCACAAUCAAGACAACAAGCAAACCAACAACAAGGACAACAAAAUUCCAAACCGUUUCGUCCCUCGUCAGAUCAACACCAAGUACAACAGCAAAGGUCACAACAAUAUCAACAACACUCACAAGAACAACAAUCAAGACCGUUUCGUCCACAAGGUCAAGAAGAUGGAACAACAAACUUUUUUCGUAACCAAUCAAAAAAUAGAACCAAUGGAGAAUCUAAUAACAAUCAACAAUCAUCAUCAACAAGAAAUUCCCAAAAUUUCCAAAAAGAAGGUGAAUCAGCUAACUUCCAACAUCAAAAACAAAGACAAUUUAAUCAAAGAAACAACUCAUUUGAAAAAUUUUCAACAACAUCUUAUACUCCAAAAUUAUUUGAGUCAAUUGGGUCUAGAUUUCCAAACAAUGAAAGAAGAAACAGUGGUAGAUCAAAACCAUGGCAAAGUCGUGGCCAAACUUUUAGAGACGGCGAUAACAAAUCAACAACAUCAUCACAAUCACAAUCAACCACCACCCCAGGUCAAAGAGUUUUUAAAAGAACACCAAGACAACCAUUCUCAAGAGAUCAACAAAUAAAAAAUACCAUUGCACAACCAAUUGAAUCAAAAGAAUUAAUUGCCGAUACAUUAAAACCAAAAUUAAAAUCAGAAACAUUUUUUUAUGGUAAAAUCCCAAGUAUAUUAUCAACUAUAGAUUCAAGAUUUGCAUCAAUAACAAAGUUAUCAUUAUUAGAUUCAAAAUAUCCUUUCAAUUUACCUAAAAAUAUUAUAGAUCAAGCACAGCCAAAUAAUUCUCAAAAUAAAUAUAUUUUACAAAAAAAUUGGAAAUUAGAACCAAAUAAUGAAAUAUUGAAAAAUAGAGUUAAUAAUAUAGUAUUUGGUAAAAUUGAAACAAUUAAAAGUGAUGCAGAAAAUAAGCAAUUAGCUCAUAAUAUUGAAGUAAAUCCAACUAUGAACAUUAUUGAAAAGCAAUCAAUGUAUGAUACAAUUACAAACUUAGGUAAUAUCAAACUGAUUUUUAAAGAUGCUCAUUGGAAACAACAAAAGGCUAAUUAA